UAUCGUGUUCGAAAAGGGAAUUCGGGAAGCAAUGACCGGGGGAGGGGGAGCGGGCACGAGGACCACAAACCACGGCAAGCGGAAGGCGAGCGCCGUCGGCAGCGUCGUAGGGAAGNACGGGCACGAGGACCACAAACCACGGCAAGCGGAAGGCGAGCGCCCCAAAAAAGCCCGGGGCAAGGACUACGCGCACUGGGCCACACACUUUCUGAAGCGGACAUGCGCGCACCGCAAGAUCCCGAGGAUGAUGUCGCAGAAGAGCAAGGGUGUCCUGGUGGCGGCCCUGCGAUCUCUCGACGCCAACAUGAAACGGCCAUCUCCGUACUUCGACGACCUCGAUGCUAUCGCAGCCGUAAGGCAAAGCUGGACGCGGCAGCGAGCAGGAGAAGGGGAGGAGGAGGGAGCCAUCCCUGCGAAAGCGCUGCUUAUGUUUCGAGGUGUUGUCAACAUGGUCGCCCUAGCACGUGACAGAACUGAACCGUUUACAGUCGAGGGUGUGGACUACAGUGUGGCGGACCUUUACGACGCCAUGGAGAAGGAAGACAAACCGGAACUGGAGGAUUCUGCUGGCGGGAGUUCGUCGACGGGUGGUGCAGCCGGACCGGACGGGGGGGGCCCACACUACAUGAUGUGGCUCGUUGGGAUCCUGUGCGAAGACUCCAUCCGCCCAUGUGUCAUCAUCAACAGCCGCUUGCAGGCAACCCGGCAGGAGCUGGACACCUCAGCAGUUGGGCCGCGGAAACAUUUGUGGACAGAGGUCACCGACCGCUUCCGAGACCCUCGCCACAAUGUGCGUGCUGGGGGUUGGGGGUUGAUUAGUACGGGGGACACGGAUACGUACAUUCUCGGUUGCGCAAUCGAGAAAUACCCCGAGCUUGACCAAGUGGGCAACAAUCUCAUCCCGGAGGACGCUCAGCGAGAGGACGACGGGACCGGAGANAUUCUCGGUUGCGCAAUCGAGAAAUACCCCGAGCUUGACCAAGUGGGCAACAAUCUCAUCCCGGAGGACGCUCAGCGAGAGGACGACGGGACCGGAGAGAGCGAUGGCUGUACAGGCGGUGCCGAGCGCCGGGCGGCCACCAAGUGGGAGGGCGCGAGGCUCUACGAGCAGAACAGGCGGGGGACGAAGCAGAAGAAGAAGGGGGGAAGGCAGAGCGUGGCAGAGGCUACGUCCGUUGCCAUGAAAUCCGCACUCUUAGAUGUUGAGCCGCUCCUGCCACGCGGUGCCGAGCGCCGGGCGGCCACCAAGUGGGAGGGCGCGAGGCUCUACGAGCAGAACAGGCGGGGGACGAAGCAGAAGAAGAAGGGGGGAAGGCAGAGCGUGGCAGAGGCUACGUCCGUUGCCAUGAAAUCCGCACUCUUAGAUGUUGAGCCGCUCCUGCCACGUGGCGGAUCGGAGAAAUCUGAGUGGCAACAAGAGGAAGAGGAAAGCAAGUCUGCUGCCCUGGAUACCAAGGCUGCUGAAUACGCUCUGCAGAAAGCAAUGUGCGCCGACCACCAGAAAUAUUCGGAGCAGAUUGUGGAAGAAGAGGGAAAAAUGCGGCCGGGUUACAAGACGAGAGUAAAAUUCAUGGAACAAAUGGUAGCAAAGCUCGAGAAGGUGAUGUUUGGCGGUCAAUAG
This is a messenger RNA of Ectocarpus sp. CCAP 1310/34, 1621 nucleotides long. The record is from the annotation of a GenBank genome assembly. NCBI's taxonomy places the organism in Eukaryota, Phaeophyceae, Ectocarpales, Ectocarpaceae.